AUGUACUGCCGGUCCUUGCACGUGGCUCUGCAGUUUUUCAUGGUGGCCAACUACAUGUGGAUGUUCUGCGAAGGACUGCACUUGCACAUGGCUCUGGUCGUGGUGUUCGUCAACGACGUGAACGCGAUGCGCUGGUUCUACGCCAUCGGCUGGGGCGUACCUGCCGCCCUCACCGUCCUGUACGUGUCCUGGAGGAGCAAUUCCGAGGACACAGCUCAGUGUUGGAUGCACGAGAGCCACUGCCAGUGGGUGCUUACCGUGCCGGUUUUCGCAUCCAUACUGACCAGCCUGAUGUUCCUGAUGAACGUCAUGCGGGUGCUGCUCACCAAACUGCACCGGAACUCGACAAACCCGGCGCCGAUCGGAGUCCGGAAGGCGGUCAGGGCCGCACUGAUCCUGGUGCCCCUGUUCGGCAUCCACUACAUCCUCAUACCGUACCGGCCCAAGCACAAGACCACCGUGGAAACGGUUUAUCAGAUAUUUUCCGUAGUGCUGGUGUCGACCCAGGGCCUUUGCGUGUCAGUGCUGUUCUGUUUCGCCAACGUGGACGUGCACGGAGCUUUUCACAAGUACAUCCGAAGGAUCAAGAGACGUGGCACCACGCACACCAACGUCACGGGCACUACGCAACCGGUCCAGUCGCAGAUAAGAGACGCAGUCGUCUGA
Macrosiphum euphorbiae (potato aphid) is the source of this 666-nucleotide messenger RNA. The record is from the annotation of a GenBank genome assembly. Lineage: Eukaryota; Metazoa; Arthropoda; Insecta; Hemiptera; Aphididae.